Molecule: messenger RNA, 4229 nt
Organism: Austrofundulus limnaeus
Lineage: Eukaryota; Metazoa; Chordata; Actinopteri; Cyprinodontiformes; Rivulidae
Product: inverted formin-2
Exons: 23
Coding region: 429-4229 (1266 amino acids)
Biological process (GO): actin cytoskeleton organization
Molecular function (GO): actin binding; small GTPase binding
Source: RefSeq, a predicted model, not a curated record
CUGCGGUCCAACCGGACCACUCUCAGCGCUGUGAGGAUUCUUCAGAGCUGGUUCCGACCGGUUCGGUUCAAGAUAAACGAAGCUGAAUUUCGGACUUUUUUUUUUCUUUCGCGCCGACAGUUUGAGAGAAACUUUUAACGGAUUUGUGAGGAUAAACUGAUUUUCUCCGUCCGUUGGAACUUCUGACUGAUUUCAUUUCUGUUAAAUUACCGGUCCGAACCGUCCCCGCGGAGCGACACCGCCCCCGAACAUCAGAGCACCACCGCACCGAACCCAAACCAAGCUCCCCGUCUCACCUGAGCGCUCAGGUGUGGAUCUGAGGUGCGAACAAACUUAAAGUCCGAGAGAUUUAAAGGGAGUCUGGUGAGAGAGUGGCUGUUUAACCAAAACCAGUGUCUUCACAUCAUCAAUCACAGGUUCCUGUCGUCAUGGCGUCCAAAACCAAGUGGGAGGCGCUGAAGGAGCACCUGAACACACGCAGCGACGACCCCGAUGCAUCACUGGAGGCGAACCUGGAGAACUCCGACCCUGAGCUGUGUAUCCGCCUGCUGCAGAUUCCCACCGUGGUGAAUUACUCGGGUUUGAGGCGACGCCUGGAGAACAGCGACGAGUCCUGGAUGGUCCAGUUCCUGGAGCUGCGGGGUCUGGACCUUCUGAUGGAGGCCCUGGACCGCCUGUCGGGUCGCGGCUGUGCCCGCAUCGCCGACGCCCUUCUGCAGCUGACCUGCGUGGCGUGCGUCCGCGCCGUCAUGAACUCCUCGGCAGGACUGCACUUCAUCCUGGACAACGAGGGCUACGUCAAAACCCUGACCCAGGCUCUGGACACGUCCAACGUGAUGGUGAAGAUGCAGGUGUUCGAGCUGCUGGCGGCGCUCGCGCUCUUCGACCCGCAGGGCCGUCGCCUGACCCUGGCUGCUUUAGAGAACUACAAGAGCCUGAAGAUGCAGCAGUACAGAUUCAGCGUGGUCAUGAACGAGCUCCACGGUACUGAUAACGUCCCGUUCAUGGUGGCUCUGAUGGGCCUGAUCAAUGUUCUGAUCCUGGGACAAGAAGAGCUGCGGCGGAGGGUCCGACUGCGCCACGAGUUCAUCGGGCUGCAGCUGCUGGAUCUCCUCCCCAAACUAAGGGACACGCAGGACGAGGACCUGAACAUCCAGUGCGAUGCGUUUGAGGACUCCAUGGCCGAGGACGAGGACGAGAUGGAGAAACUGUACGGAGGCAUUGACAUGAGCAAUCACCAGGAGGUCUUCAACUCGCUCUUCACCAAGGUGUCUAGCUGUCCAUCCUCUGUCCAGCUGUUGUCCAUCCUUCAGGCCUUGUUGAUGGUGGAUCCGUACCAAGCUAACGUCUGGUUGGCUCUGGAGAAGCUGACUGAUCGAGCCACCCUGCUGGCCCAGGACCCUGAUUUAGACUCAGGAGAGUCACUGCUGGACAGGCUCCUCCCCCAAAAAUCUCUCUCGUCCAAUCAAAAGAUCCCAACGGUUGACAGGGGCGUUCAGACCCGGCUGUUGAACUAUCCUGACGAAUCAGAGCAACCCAGACAAAACACUUUAACACUGCCACAACAGGCUCCUCCCACUUCCACAGCUUGUCCCCCACCUCCCCCUCCCCCUUUACUUGGAGCUCCACUUCCCAAUCCCCCUCCACCGUUACCUGGAGUUGGAGCUCCACCCCCUCCUCGUCCACCUUUACCUGGCAUGGGACCUCCUCUUCCUCCACCUUUACCUGGCAUGGGACCUCCUCCUCCUCCACCUUUACCUGGCAUGGGACCUCCUCCUCCUCCUCCUUUACCUGGCAUGGGACCACCUCCUCCACCUCCUCCUUUACCUGGCAUGGGACCACCUCCUCCACCUCCUCCUUUACCUGGCAUGGGACCUCCUCCUCCUCCACCUUUACCUGGCAUGGGACCUCCUCCUCCUCCUCCUUUACCUGCUCCUCCUCCUCCACCUUUACCUGGCAUGGGACCUCCUCCUCCUCCUCCUUUACCUGGCAUGGGACCUCCUCCUCCUCCUCCAGAUGAAUUCAUCACCCCUCAGAAAGCUUUAGGUACAUUUUCCAGCCCUACCAGUUACGUAAGCCCCACCCCCUGCCCGACCCUCAGAAUGAAGAAACUGAACUGGCAGAAACUCCCUCCCAAAGUGGUGACGGAUCAUCAGUCUUUGUGGUCCUCGGGGUCUUCCGACCUGGUGGAACCAGAUUACAGCUGCAUUGAGCAGCUCUUCAGUCUUCCUCCAACAGAGACAAAAACCAAAACCUUGACCAAGUCCGAGAUAAAAGAGAUUUCCUUCAUCGAUGCCAAGAAAAGCCUGAACCUCAACAUUUUCCUGAAACCAUUCAGAUGUACCCAUGAGGAGUUUGUGUCUCUGAUCCUGAACGGUGACCGAUCCAAAUUUGACGUGGAAGUCCUGAAACAGCUGAUCAAACUGCUUCCAGAAAAACACGAGAUAGAAAACCUGAAGUCUAACAAAGCAGAAGAAGACAAGAUGGCAUCAGUGGACAAGUUUUACCUGAAGUUGUUGGAUGUCCCCAGUUACACCCUGAGGAUCGAGUGCAUGUUGCUGUGUGAGGAGAGCAGCUGUGCUUUAGACACUCUGAAGCCCCGAGCUGAACUUGUGGACCAAGCCUGCCAGAGUUUGAGGGAGAGCACUCGGCUGCCCAGCUUCUGCAAACUCAUCCUCAGUGUUGGCAAUUUCCUCAACUAUGGAACUCACACUGGGAACGCUGAAGGUUUUAAGAUCAGCACUCUGCUCAGACUGACGGAAACCAAAGCCAACAAGUCCAGAAUCACACUGCUGCACCACAUCCUGGAGGAGGUGGAGGAGAACCAUCCCGACCUGAUGAACCUGCCCGACGACCUGGAGAUCUGUGAAAAGGCUUCUGGGGUGAACAUGGAGUCAAUUCAGACCGAGACCAACUCUCUGACGACGCGGCUGAAAAAUUCUGAGAAGAAAGUUUUAUCUUCUUCUGAGGAUGUGAAGAAACAAUACCUGGCGGCAAUCCAGGAGAGCCUGCGGGCGUGCGAGCAGCUGCAGCAGGUGAUGUCAUCGGUGGAGGAGAAGAGGCGGGACUUAGCCGACUACCUGUGUGAGGACAGCGUCCGUUUCUCCCUCGAUGAGCUCUUCAGCAUCAUCAAGACCUUCAGAGGCCUCUUCAUCCGGGCAGUGAAGGAGAACGAGUGCCGCAGGGAGCAGGAGGCGAAGAGAAAGAAACAAGAGAAGAAGCUUAAAGGAGAAACUAACAAGACUGUUAGGAGAGACGUGGCUCCGCAGGACGAAGGCUGCAUCAUUGACAACCUGCUGGCUGAGAUCAGGAAAGGCCACAACCUGAGGAAGACCAGACCACAGUCCAGGAGGAGCAGCCGAGGACAGGGACGUGCUUCAAUCAUACGGAAGUCAAAGGCCGUGGAUGAACCGGAUUCUUCUGUUCCUGAACUGUCCCUGAAGCCCCCAGAGGAGGUCCAGGUUCACAAAGCUCCACCUACUGAAACAAGUUCUGAACCAGGACCUGCUGAGUCUAACCAGGAUCCCUCAGAACCCCAGAAUGAACCGGAUUCUUCUCUUCCUGAACUGUCCCUGACGCCCCCAGAGGAGGUCCAGGCCCACAAAGCUCCACCUACUGAAACAAGUCCUGAACCAGGACCUGCUGAGCCUGACCAGGAUCCCUCCGAACCCCAGAAUCCCCCUGAACCCUCUGUUCCCACCGUUACUGCUGCUGAUACUGAGGAAAAUCAGAGCCCGAAGGAGGUUCAGGACCCCGAGGAGGACUCCCACUCUGACACCAAGACCAGAAGGGAUGCAGGAAUGGAGGAGGUCCAGCUCAGCUCAGAGGGUCCAGCAGAGAACCAGGACUCUCACAAUCUGAGUGGAAUCGAGGAGUCUGAGUUUGAGGAGAUCAGCACGGCAGAAGUGAGACGAGACGAAGAGGAGGAGAACAGUGAAGAACCAGAUUCUGAUCCUGAUGGACCUUCAGACUCCCCACAGAUCAGCCCAGCAGGUAAGGUACCACCUGAUCAUCAUCCUGAGUCCAUCCCCGGUCCUGUAGUCCUGGUAAGCCCAGCCUGUGUUCUGAAAACACCUGAACUCUCAGACCUGCUGCGUGGUCCAGUCCCCGAUCCCACAUGGGUUUCUGUUAAUGAUGAUGAUGAUGAUGAUGAUGUCACCUUUCUGCUUCAAACCGACCAAUCAGAGCGUCUGUUUAUCUACAGGGACCCUGAGAGGAGAACCAUUUAA